GCCUUGCAGUUAUGCAUUCCCAAAGCACAAACCAGCUGGAUGUGGGGAACAAUCCUCGCGUGGGCACCAAGCGCUACAUGGCUCCGGAAGUGCUGGACGAGACCAUCCAGGCAGACUGCUUUGACUCCUACAAGAGGGUGGACAUCUGGGCCUUUGGGCUGGUCCUCUGGGAGGUAGCCAGGCGCAUGGUUAGCAACGGUAUCGUGGAGGACUACAAACCACCGUUCUAUGACUUGGUCCCGAACGAUCCCAGUUUUGAAGACAUGAGGAAGGUGGUCUGUGUGGAUCAGCAGAGGCCCAACAUUCCCAACAGAUGGUUCUCAGACCCGACGUUAACGUCCCUGGCCAAGCUGAUGAAGGAGUGCUGGUACCAGAACCCCUCGGCCAGACUGACAGCCCUGCGCAUCAAAAAGACUUUGACCAAAAUUGACAAUUCCCUAGACAAGCUGAAGGCUGACUGUUGACCCUGUCCUCGCGGUGCUCCCCCUCGGGGGGCACUCGCUGGCCCGGGGGGCUCUGCCAGGCAG
Acanthisitta chloris (rifleman) is the source of this 527-nucleotide messenger RNA. Its product is annotated as activin receptor type-1. Gene Ontology annotation, biological process: transforming growth factor beta receptor signaling pathway; protein phosphorylation; cellular response to growth factor stimulus. Gene Ontology annotation, cellular component: BMP receptor complex; plasma membrane. The annotation marks the transcript as partial. Gene Ontology annotation, molecular function: ATP binding; SMAD binding; transforming growth factor beta receptor activity, type I. The transcript has 3 exons. NCBI's taxonomy places the organism in Eukaryota, Metazoa, Chordata, Aves, Passeriformes, Acanthisittidae. The record is from RefSeq and is a predicted model, not a curated record.